Acomys russatus (golden spiny mouse) is the source of this 1249-nucleotide messenger RNA. It is a transcript of the gene Chst13, whose product is annotated as carbohydrate sulfotransferase 13. The transcript is spliced from 3 exons. Gene Ontology annotation, molecular function: sulfotransferase activity. The record is from RefSeq and is a predicted model, not a curated record. Gene Ontology annotation, biological process: carbohydrate biosynthetic process; proteoglycan biosynthetic process. Lineage: Eukaryota; Metazoa; Chordata; Mammalia; Rodentia; Muridae. Gene Ontology annotation, cellular component: membrane. Bases 54 to 1076 code for a protein of 340 amino acids.
CGCAGUAGGAGAGCGCACCGGAUGGCUGUGCCCUGCCACGCGCCUGGCACAGAAUGGGAAGGCGCUCCUGCUACCCGCCGCGCUUGCGGGUGGCAGCAAGUCUGGGUGCUGCGCUCCUGCUCCUGUGUGUUGUGUUGCGCGCCCUGCGUCCUGCAUUUGAAAACAAAUCCCUGGGCUCCAGCUUGUUCGGAGGAGUGAGGAAGACUCCCCUGCAGAUGUUGCAUGACCUGGACCAGGGUCUGCGUUCCCCUAUGGCCGAGGUGCACCACCAGCGGCGCGAGCUGCUGCGCCGGGCCUGCAGUCGCCACACACGACGCCAGCGCCUGCUGCAGCCGGAGGACCUGCGACACGUCCUGGUGGACGAUGCGCAUCAGCUGCUGUACUGCUACGUGCCCAAGGUGGCCUGCACCAACUGGAAGCGCGUGCUGCUGGCGCUGCGAGGUCGUGGGGACCCGGGCGCAAUUCCUGCGCACGAGGCGCACGCACCCGGCCUGCUGCCCUCGCUGGCCGACUUUUCACCGGCCGAGGUCAACCAGAAGCUGCGUGACUACCUGGCCUUUCUCUUCGUGAGGGAGCCCUUCGAGCGCCUAGCGUCCGCCUACCUCAACAAGCUGGCGCAGCCACACAGCGCUGUCUUCCAGCAGCGCUACGGUACCCGCAUCGUGCGCCGCCUACGACCACACGCGCACCCCGACGCGCUAGCCCGCGGUCACGAUGUGCGUUUUGCCGAGUUCCUGGCUUACCUGCUUGACCCACGCACGCGCCGUUAUGAGCCCUUCAACGAACACUGGGAGCGCGCGCACGCGCUGUGCCACCCAUGCCUAGUGCGCUACGACGUGGUGGGCAAGUUCGAGACGCUGGCGGAUGAUGCCGCCUUCUUGCUAGACCUGGUGGGAGAGCCUGGUCUGCGUUUCCCUACUCCGCCCCGGAGGCCUGAGAAGAACCCCACGCGUGACCAGGCCCGGCGCCUUUUCCAGGACAUCAGCCCCUUCUAUCAGCGCCGCCUCUAUGACCUCUAUAAGAUGGACUUUCUGCUCUUCAACUACUCUGCCCCCUCCUACCUGCGGCUGCAAUAGGGGCGGUAGGUAACAGCCUCUGGCUGCUGUGACCAGGAGGUCACCAGGAGGUCUGCAAUGAACCCGGUAGUGUGGACUGGAGACCCCAGUGGUUUACGUUACCCACUGGACCUGACCAAGAUGCUAUACACAGGCCACACUCAUACCGACUGGGUUGGGUACCGCUUGCCUCA